AUGGUGGCACCGAGACCCCUGGUCAUCUUGCUGCUGCUGCCCAGCCUCACCCUGCUGGUAUCCCACCUCUCCAGCUCCCAGGAUGUUUCCAGUGAGUCUAGCGGUGAGCAGCAGCUGUGCGGCUUGAAGGAGCACCCUACCGUGGCCUUUGAAGAUCUGAAGCCGUGGGUCUCUAACUUCACCUUCCCUGGAGCCCGAGAUUUCUCCCAGCUCGCUCUGGAUCCCUCCAGGAACCAGCUCAUCGUGGGAGCCAGGAACUACCUCUUCAGACUCAGCCUUGCCAAUGUCUCCCUCCUUCAGGAGGAGUGUCAGAACUACGUGCGAGUCCUGAUUGUCGCCGGCCGGAAGGUGUUCAUGUGUGGCACCAAUGCCUUUUCCCCUGUGUGCUCCAGCAGACAGGUGGGGAACCUCAGCCGGACUAUCGAGAAGAUCAAUGGUGUGGCCCGCUGUCCCUACGACCCACGCCACAACUCCACAGCUGUCAUCUCCUCCCAGGGGGAGCUCUACGCAGCCACAGUCAUCGACUUCUCAGGCCGGGACCCGGCCAUCUACCGCAGCCUGGGCAAUGGGCCACCACUUCGCACAGCCCAGUAUAACUCCAAGUGGCUCAAUGAGCCAAACUUUGUGGCAGCCUAUGACAUUGGGCUGUUUGCAUACUUCUUCCUGCGGGAGAACGCGGUGGAGCAUGACUGUGGGCGCACCGUGUACUCUCGGGUGGCCCGCGUGUGCAAGAAUGACGUGGGGGGCCGCUUCCUGCUGGAGGACACCUGGACCACAUUCAUGAAGGCACGGCUCAAUUGCUCCCGCCCGGGCGAGGUCCCCUUCUACUACAAUGAGCUGCAGAGUGCCUUCCACCUGCCAGAGCAGGACCUCAUCUACGGGGUCUUCACCACCAACGUAAACAGCAUCGCCGCUUCUGCUGUCUGCGCCUUCAACCUCAGUGCCAUCUCCCAGGCUUUCAAUGGCCCGUUUCGUUACCAAGAGAAUCCCAGGGCUGCCUGGCUCCCCAUUGCCAACCCCAUCCCCAAUUUCCAGUGUGGCACCCUGCCAGAGACGGGCCCCAACGAGAACCUCACAGAGCGCAGCCUGCAGGAUGCCCAGCGCCUGUUCCUGAUGAGUGAGGCUGUGCAGCCAGUGACACCUGAGCCCUGUGUCACUCAAGACAGUGUGCGCUUCUCACACCUCGUGGUGGACCUCGUACAGGCCAAGGACACGCUCUACCAUGUGCUCUACAUCGGCACAGAGUCAGGCACCAUCCUGAAGGCGCUGUCCACCGUGAGCCGCGGCCUCCGCGGCUGUUAUCUGGAGGAGCUGCACGUGCUGCCUCCCGGGCGACAUGAGCCCCUGCGCAGCCUGCGAAUCCUGCACAGCGCCCGAGCGCUUUUUGUGGGGCUGAGCGACGGAGUCCUACGGGUCCCUCUGGAGAGGUGCGCCGCCUACCGCAGCCAGGGGGCAUGCCUGGGGGCACGGGACCCAUACUGCGGCUGGGAUGGGAAGCAGCAACGUUGCAGCACACUGGAGGACAGUUCCAACAUGAGCCUCUGGACCCAGAACAUCACAGCCUGUCCUGUGCGGAAUGUGACACGGGAUGGGGGCUUUGGUCCAUGGUCACCAUGGCAACCAUGUGAGCAUUUAGAUGGAGACAACUCAGGCUCUUGCCAGUGCCGGGCCCGAUCCUGUGACUCCCCCCGACCCCGCUGUGGGGGCCUCAGCUGCCUGGGUCCAGCCAUCCACAUUGCCAACUGUUCCAGGAAUGGGGCAUGGACCCCGUGGUCUUCAUGGGCACAGUGCAGCACAUCCUGUGGGAUCGGCUUCCAGGUCCGCCAGCGAAGUUGCAGCAACCCUGCGCCCCGCCACGGGGGCCGCAUCUGCGUGGGCAAGGGCCGGGAGGAGCGGUUCUGCAAUGAAAACACCCCUUGCCCAGUGCCCAUCUUCUGGGCCUCCUGGGGCUCCUGGAGCAAGUGCAGCAACAAUUGCGGGGGCGGUGUGCAGUCGCGUCGUCGGGCCUGCGAGAAUGGCAACUCCUGCCCAGGCUGUGGCGUGGAAUUCAAGACCUGCAACCCCGAGGGCUGUCCAGAAGUGCGGCGCAACACCCCRUGGACCCCUUGGCUGCCCGUGAACGUGACGCAGGGCGGGGCGCGGCAGGAGCAGCGCUUCCGAUUCACGUGCCGCGCUCCGCUGCCAGACCCCCACGGCCUGCAGCUUGGCAGGAGGAGGACUGAGACGAGGACCUGCCCAGCGGACGGCUCCGGAGCCUGCGACACCGACGCCCUGGUGGAGGAUCUCCUGCGCAGCGGGAGCACGUCCCCACACUCGCUGAGCGGGGGCUGGGCUGCCUGGGGCCCCUGGUCGUCCUGCUCCCGGGACUGCGAGCUGGGCUUUCGCGUCCGCAAGAGAACGUGCACCAACCCCGAGCCCCGCAAUGGAGGCCUGCCCUGCGUGGGCGAUGCCGCCGAGUACCAGGACUGCAACCCGCAGGCUUGCCCAGGUGAGGACAUCUGUCUCGGGCUGCACACGGAGGAGGCACUAUGUGCCACACAGGCCUGCCCAGAAGGCUGGUCACCCUGGUCUGAGUGGGGUAUAUGCACCGAAGAUGGAGCCCAAAGCCGAAGCCGGCACUGUGAGGAGCUUGUUCCAGGGCCCAAUGCCUGUGCUGGAAACAGCAGCCAGAGUCGCCCUUGUCCCUACAGCGAAAUUCCUGUAAUCCUGCCUGCCUCCAGUGUGGAGGAGGCCGCCAGCUGUGGAGGGUUCAGUCUUAUCCACCUGGUGGCCACCGGCGUUUCCUGCUUCCUGGGCUCUGGGCUCCUGACCUUGGCGGUGUACCUGUCUUGCCAGCACUGCCAGCGCCAGUCUCAGGAGUCCACACUCGUCCAUCCUGCCACCCCCAAUCACCUGCACUACAAGGGUGGGGGCACCCCCAAGAAUGAGAAAUACACUCCCAUGGAGUUCAAGACCCUGAACAAAAAUAACCUGAUCCCUGAUGACAGAGCCAAUUUCUACCCACUACAGCAGACCAAUGUAUACACGACCACCUACUACCCCAGCCCGCUGAACAAGCCCAGCUUCCGGCCUGAGGCCUCACCUGGACAGCGGUGCUUCCCCAACAGCUGA
Urocitellus parryii (Arctic ground squirrel) is the source of this 3111-nucleotide messenger RNA. The record is from RefSeq and is a predicted model, not a curated record. NCBI's taxonomy places the organism in Eukaryota, Metazoa, Chordata, Mammalia, Rodentia, Sciuridae.